AUGAUAAAAUCUCAAGUGUUUAAACCGAACACGUUUCUGUACUUUGCGUAUGGAAGCAAUCUGUGGACAUUCAGGAUUCAUAUGAAUAAUCCGACUGCGGAGUUUGUGUCAAUUGGUCGGCUUGAUAAUUACAGACUUGAAUUUAUAAGAUAUUCAAAAUUUUGGGGAGGCCCUACAGCUACCCCCGUUCCCACUGCCAAUGCGCAUAUUUGGGGAGUAAUAUGGCGACUCCAAACCGAGAAUAUUCCAUCCCUGGAUGAACAAGAAGGCGUAGAUAAAGAUAUCUAUUACGUGAAGCACGUGCGAAUUGCUACGCCUUAUUUGGGAAUGUUCACUUGUCGAAUUUACGAACACAAUGUGGUACCACUGCCGCGAGGAGACAACGAUGAUAUUCCUAUAGAGCAUUGGCCAUCUUGGACUUACAAGGAAGUAAUUAUCCUGGGCGCGGAAGAACAUAACCUUCCCGAUCAUUACAUUGAGAAAUUGAAGGAAAUAAAACACAACGGGGAACAGGGAUGCUUUUACAUGGCUUGUCUUCUGCGCACUUUCGCCAGAGAGACUCCUUGCGUCUGCAGAUUAACAGAGAAGAUACGGCGAGAGCCGCUAAAGUUGGAUAUGAAAAAAAUUAGAGCAAAAUACAAGUCGCAUCACCUUGAUCGGGUGGCGAUGUAUGCUGCAUGGGACAAUGUAUCGUUCGAGUACCCCGGCGGGCUCGUCUGUAGAGGAACUGAGGCCGCGGUGCGGCAGCUGGCUAGCGUGUGGGUUUCUAUAUUACACACAAUUUAA
Molecule: messenger RNA, 786 nt
Organism: Leptosia nina
Lineage: Eukaryota; Metazoa; Arthropoda; Insecta; Lepidoptera; Pieridae
Source: the annotation of a GenBank genome assembly